AGCUACAGAAUGCCGCCACAGCAGGGGAAUAGCGCGCCGCCACAGUCUGCGCACCCAGAGGGCGUCCUCGAGUCCCUGCCCACAAAACAUGACACAGACGUUACGGCAGCGGAAGAGCGCGCGGUCAGCUGCUCGGCUGUGCUGCGCUACCUGAAGAAGUCCGCCUCGGAGGCGUGCAGCGUGGCGACGGCCCGCAAGCGGCUGCCCAUCCUGCAGUGGCUGCCCGCGUACACCUUGUCCACCCUGCUGCAGGACGCGGUGGCCGGCAUCACCGUCGGCCUCACCGCCAUCCCCCAGGGCAUCGCGUACGCCGUCGUCGCCGGCCUGCCUCCACAGUAUGGAUUAUAUGCUGGAUUUAUGGGAGCUUUCGUUUAUAUAUUUCUGGGAAGCUGUAAAGACAUUACAAUUGGGCCUACAGCCAUCUUGUCGCUAAUGACACAAGAUGCACUUGCUGGAAAAGGAGUGGAUUUUGCAAUACUGCUUUCUUUUCUCACUGGCUGCAUCAUAUCUGCAUUUGGUAUAUUGCAUUUGGGUUUUCUUGUGGAUUUUAUCUCAAUGCCAGUGACAACAGCAUUUACAUCAGCAGCUGCUAUUACUAUUGCAUUUUCCCAGCUGAAAGGUCUGUUGGGAAUUGGAGGCACUUCUAACGAUUUUCUUGAAUCAUGGUCAAACCUAGUGGAAAGAAUUACAUAUGUUCAACUGUGGGAUGUUGUUCUAGGAGUCUGUACCAUUAUAGGACUGUUAUUUUUACAGAAACUGAAUGAUAUUGACAAAGGAAGAGAUCUUUCUGGGAGUUCUAAAGCAAGGAAAGCACUCAGCAAAGUAUUUUGGUUUCUGGCCCUGAGUCGAAAUGCCAUUGCCUGUAUUGUCGGGACUCUUUUGGCAUAUCUCAUGUACACAGAUGGCAAUGCUCCUUUUUCUUUAACAGGUGAAAUACAAAGUGGACUCCCACCAUUCUCUCCACCACCAUUCAGUACAACAUAUCAAAAUGAAACAUAUAGCUUCCCAGAAAUGGUAUCUGCUCUUGGCACAAAUAUCAUCACAUUGCCUCUGAUUGCUAUACUGGAAAGUGUGGCAAUUGCUAAAGCAUUUGCUGGUGGGAAACCUAUUGAUGCUACACAAGAAAUGCUUGCCCUGGGAGUAUGCAACAUUGCUGGCUCAUUAUUUUAUGGAAUGCCAAUCACUGGAUCUUUCACAAGAACAGCUGUUAACCAUUCAUCUGGCGUGAAAACAACAAUGGGUGGCCUCUUUACGGGUGCACUGGUGCUGUUGGCUCUAGCAUUUCUGACCUCAACAUUCUUCUUUCUUCCAAAAGCGACAUUGUCAGCCAUUAUUUUGGCAGCUAUGUUCUUCAUGGUUGAUGUGUCUGUCAUCCCGUUGCUGUGGAGAACUAGAAGAAUUGACUUGAUUCCUUACUUCAUCACAUUCUUGGCUUGCCUCAUCAUUGGUCUUGAGCUGGGUAUGGUCAUUGGAGUUGGUGUGAAUCUCAUUUUCAUUCUAUAUGAUGCAGCCAGACCAAAAAUUAUCAUUAAGGAAUGUUCUGUAUUUGACAUGAAUGUACUUCUAGUGGCACCACAGCAGAAUCUUAUGUUCCCGGGUGCAGAGUAUAUACGUGAGGAGGUAGUGCAGAUGUGUUCAGAAUCCCAACCUGCUGUUGUCAUAAUUGAUGGUGCAAAAGUGAAAUGGAUAGAUGCCACAGUUGCUAAGGUGGUGAAACUACUAAUGAAAGAUGUGACUAGUACUGGAAGUAAAUUUCUGCUCUGGAGGUGGAAUAAGCAAACGAAAGACACACUAAUAGCUAUGGAUGAAGGCCUCAGAUCUUUCUUUUUCUACUCUGAAACACCUGAGGAUGUUAUUAAAGAAGCUGUAAAGCCACACAGAGAAACCUGAAAUGUGCAUGAGAAUGUUGCGAGGAUGUAUCUCUCAAUGGGGUCCCCACUGUUCUGAUGGUCACUUCAUCUACCAAUAUAUUUCAGUGAAACCACAAGAAGAUAUUUCCAACUACUACAAUUGGAAUGCAUGUGACCAAAGUACACAGAUUCAAUGUCUCUGUCAAGAACUUCUAGCAAACCACACUAGAAUUUAUCAGACACAUUAUUUUAAUAGCUUACAACAGUUUGCUUCUUUAGUGUGUGCCAGACAAAGAGAUGACCAAGUGUUUGCACAGUCUCUGAGAGUUAGGGAUAGUUGAAAGGGAGUGAGGCAGGUCUGCUCAUAUUAACUCAUACUAGUUUUGUAGUGAAUGACCAAACCAUUUCAGAAUUUCACAACAAUGAUUCUGGGUACAAUUUUCUACUAGUCAGUAUCCAUUAUAUGACCUUGUUUUUCAAUUGACAUUAAAUUUAUAGAUAUAUUUAUGUGGCAGGGCAGAAUAUGAGUUCAAUUUGCAAAGAUCUUUUUUUUCUAGGGCAUGGCCAUGGAGAUGAUUACUUCAGUUUCAUACCAAGCCAUGUUUUUCAGAUGCAGGAAAAGUUAUGAAUACAGAACAUUUGAAUCUGGUAAAAUGUUUGUUCAUAUACUCUAAAUAAUUCUCUCUGUUUAACUAUAACAUACAGAGUAAAUUAAUGAUGCAACAUUUCAACUUUUGAUUGUCGUUGCAAGUAUAUUCUGUAUUUGCAUUAUUCCUUACCUGUUGCACUUAUUGUGAACAAUCAAGCAACUGAUUUUAAUUUAUUCUUGGUCGAAAUUUACUUUCAUGUUUAAUUGUGUUACCAUACACUGGUGUGGUCUUCAAUAUUUGACUUUUGUUUUAAAAAGUCAUAAGUUAUUAUGAAUAGUUCAGUAUAAUUAUGCACUGUAUACAGUUUUACACAUAAACAGUAUUAUAACUGGCAGGUGCAGCAUCUUAUUGAAUACAGGAUCAGACAAACUCUCAGACAAGAAACUAUUAUAAGCAUCCUGUUGCGAGCAAAUAAUUUAUGCAUCACUUGUUUAAAAUUCAUUCAAGAACAAUGUUAUGUCAUACAGUUAGAUGAAAUGAAAUAACAACUGUAAUUUUAACAUCUUAAAAAAAUCUCUUGCAAUAUUGUCUCUCAUUUUAUCUUAUUGUGAUCUGCCAUGGCACCUAAUGCAAUAGCAUUUUAAUCAGAUUUCAAUAGUGACAAGUCUAUAUUUUUACAUAAAUUCAUCCAGUCAUUGUGGUCUGCCAUGGCACUGAAUGUAAUAGCAUUUUAAUCAGUCUUCUGUAGUCACAAUCCUAUAUUUUUAUGUAAAUUCUUCCAGAUGGAUAUAAUGCUUAGAUCCAAGUGUAUUUUGGAAAUGGAAAAGUAUUGUUAGUUAUCUUAUUUGAACAAUGAUAUUUUUUAUUUUGUAUUACAUAUUUCGUGUUUGUCAUUUACUAUCCAUUUUAUGCACUCAAAACUAACAGAAACUCAGUCUGGUUUAUUUGACAACUCAAGAUAUGUUACAAAAAAUUCCCAGGCACAGUACAAGUUGUCUUUCAGUAAACAGUCCAACCAAAUUCCAGUUCGUGCAGUGUCAGAGUCCCAUCUGUUAAUAAUAGAGUCUAAAAGGUAAGCAUUCAUAAACCAAGUCCAGUGUGCACUUCCACUCUAUCGACACAUGGCUAGUAGAAUCAUAACUAGCUCAGACUGGUCCUUGGCUGGCCUAUAUACAGGAGAUGUCAGAGGAUGCUUCUGGUGACAAGUGCCACCUGUGUAGUGGCACCAUAGCCAUCAACACUAAUUCUGUGUGAGCUAAUCACGUUUUACAGUGACAUCAGGUGGUGCCAAUAUACAAGCCUUCCUACACCCUCCAGUCCGCAUCUCAUGGUCGUGCGGUAGCGUUCUCGCUUCCCACGCCCGGGUUCCCGGGUUCGAUUCCCGGCGGGGUCAGGGAUUUUCUCUGCCUCUUGAUGACUGGGUGUUGUGUGAUGUCCUUAGGUUAGUUAGGUUUAAGUAGUUCUAAGUUCUAGGGGACUGAUGACCAUAGAUGUUAAGUCCCAUAGUGCUCAGAGCCAUUUGAACCAACCUACCCCCUCCCCCAGCAGCAACUAUUGGGGAGAAGAAGCAUGUGGCAUGCAGUCCAGUAGAGCUGCCACCAGGGAAGAUUACAUAUUAUGGGCAUCACUGCAGAAUGCUAGAGCAGAAGAAGGCUUGACAGAAGUUGCAUGAACUAUGUCAGGAUCAAAUGGUCCACUAGAGAUGUGGAGGAGGGGGGCAGAAAAGUAGGAGGCGGCUGAUCGUGAAGGUAGGAUGAAGCUGAUUUUGAUGGUAUUGCAAGGACCCAUGGUGGGCAGAAGUCAUCUCACAGAUCCAAGAUGGGCGCCAUCAAAACAUGUGGACAUCACCAAAGUCCCCAGCUAGGACAGAGAAGCCUCAGAAAAGACAUUUACUGGCAGAGGUGAGAGCAAGUCCGAGAGGGCACAGUGAGGGCAGCCAUGAAGUCACUCUGGCAUAAUGUGGCUUUCAAAUUGGGGGGGACCUGUAAGUUGCCAGAAAAAUACAAGGGCAUUAGGUGCAUUGUUGGGCUUCAUUUCCACCUGGAGUAGGGUCCUGAAAGUGUGGAUACAGUUUCCAUAUGACAUGGAGGUUGAAUGAAAAAGUUCUCUAUGAAUCUGGUGAAUCCUUGUAUAGGUACAAAACUAUUCAAAGGCAUGGGAGGAGAACACUGUCCUAUUAUAUGAAAUCAUGAAGUACAUAGGUGCCUUUAAGAGCAACAAUUUUUUCCAAAGACAUGGUAGUAGUGGGUAAGUGACCUGGAAUGUGUGGAAGAUAAAAGGGAAUGGAAAAAGGAAUCAGUCAUAACCAACCAUGUGGCCCACAAAAAUGGGCUGGCAGAAUCUAGUCAGAUACUCUCCCACAGCUCCUCAGAACUGCGACAGGAAGAGAACUGCAAGGGAGGAGUAGCUUGAUGGGCCUGCCAGGCAGAACAAUGGCAGACAUUGUUACCAGUGGAGUGACCCAUUAACUAUGGAGUAUGUGCAGUAACACUUAUUCACAAGUGAAUCUGUCCAGUUCUGUUUGAGGGUGUCCUCUAGAGCAAGAGUCACUAUGUGAGCUUUAUUCAAUUACAGAGUAGCCACCAUCUUAAGAGUGACGUUUGAAUAUAUCACAGAAAGUCUUUAGGGUGGUGCAAGGUCUUUUGGAUUGUGUGGAAUGUACUGUUUCAUGAACCAUAAACCCAAAAUCAUGGAAAGAGUCUCCCCUUAAAACAUUGUCCACUCUGGAGUCCACUACCACAAGAACAUUUACUGGAUGAGUGAUUUGAUUCUAAGUAAGCAAAAGUUGUCCUAAUAAGGACACAAGAAGGCUUACUAGGCUCAAACAUUUGUCUUGGCAGCCUACAAAGACAGUGAUGCUAAACUUAAGUAAGUGGUUUGACUUAUCAAUGACACAGAAGCACCAGUAUCAAGAAGUAACUCCACUGAUGUUUGUUUAUGAAUGCAUCUAAGUACAUUUCCUGAGCUGAAUUCUGAGAAGUCUAAACUUCUGUAGGUUUAUUGCUCACUUGGUUCACUUCCACAGGUUGAGAUGUAUUUGUGGCACAACUGCUAAAGCAUAUCUCUUGCAAGUGUCCCUUUUUGCAGAACCUGUGACAUGUUGCACAUCAAUGGUGCUUGCACUGCAUGCAUGGUGAAGAGAACAGUGUUUACAGAUGGGCAACAGUGCUGUAAGUAACAUACCCCAUCUCCAUUGGUGGUGUUGUUUAUGCGGUCAUCCAGACCAUGGAGAAGGCACGGGCCCUCGUGGCAUGAUGUCUAUGUGACCUGUGCUGGUGAGCUAACUGCCAUUUCAUCUUAUUCCAUCAUAAACAAGCUCUGGGCUGCAUGGACAGUUUCAAAGUCUUGAGCUAUUUACAUUACUUCCAUCAGAGAAGGAUUUUGGUUCCUUAUUGUAUGGUUCCUCACUUCCAAGUAGGGGUUAAGACACACUAUAACGUACCUGAUUAAAGAACCAUUAUAGAUCUGUCCAUGCAAACAUUCAAAAUUGCAAUUCCUACUUGAUCUUUGUGGGUCAGCAGCCAUCAAAAUUUUAAGUUGGCUGCAAUAAUAUGUUUCUUCAUCAAGACAUGUUCUUGUAAUAACAAAAAUAUUCUAGGCAGCUCAAGUUUCAGCAGCUUUGAUAGUGGCUCCAGUUUCUGCAUUUGGUGAUAGAACUUGGUGCUUCUUAACAAGAAUAUGGUCUUUUGUCUUUCCAUGCUGAAAAUUUGGCAAGCCAAAAAAUUGAAAUAGAUCAUCAGUAGUAAGUGUCUCACUCUUCACUUUGUGCAUCAAAGGGUGGAAAAACUGUAAACACAGGUGGCACAGAAAAAUUAUCUUUUGCGUUCAGUAUGGCUGGCACUGCUGCUGCUAGCUCUUGAUAACUCCACAUGGUUUGCAGUAGUAGUAGUUGUUGUUGCUCGAUGGUUGAAGAUCCACAGUCUUGCCUAAUCACAAAAAUGUUCAAAGUGUGACUUGCAUGUUUCACAGAUCUCGAGUUGUCACCACUUUUGUACAGAUGAUCUACACCCAUACCUAGUGGAGAUUCAUUCUGAUUUAAUAGACAAUUUGAGAUAUUUUACACUAUGGAUUCUAACAUUUAUCUUUCAGAAGGUAUUAAUACAAAAGUACGAGUAAAAUGAUAAACCAGGAGUUUGGAUUUUUGGUACACCUGGUAUCAGUAUUUGAAAGAAGCAUGAGGCACAUGUUCACAACUACAUAAUCAGUGUCAGUGCUAGAUAUGUGAUAGGCUCCCUCAGUAGUUAUAUGUAUUAUAACUAUUCUUUAUUUCUUCAAAAUUCAGUAUUGGUUGCACCACAUGUUCAUGUCUUAAUUUGUGCAAACUUUCUACAGUUCCAUUAGCAAGUUAAACAGUGAAAAUAUUUCUUGACAGUUCCUUUAUGUCUGUUUCAAUAAUGACGCUUGUAUUCAGACUAUUGAACUUCCAUACCUACAACAGUAAUCAUCAGCAUUAAUUAUGUACUUCCUACUUAAUCUUCACAACAAAUUUAACCCAGUCAUUUCAAUCACAUAGGAAAACUCCUGUCAUAUACAGUUCUUUAUAGGUAUACUGUUAAAACUAUUUCUAUAUUUCACCUGAUUCCAUUCUGUUCUCAUUUUUACCAUUAUCCAAAUAUUGCACAGCAGUGUCAAAGAUAGAAUGAGAACUUAGCAUUUUAUUAAUGUUUUUACGGAUCAUGUUACAUUUAUGAUGAGUAAAGAUUCUACAACUGUGGUUUAGCCUACCAGUUCCCUCAUUUGCUGAAUAAGUUUCCAACAUUAUGUAGGAAGAUAUCUGAUUUCUCCCUUUCUUAAUAUUGUGCAUAACCAAUAUGUUUUUACCAGACCUAGAUUUUCACUCUGCUGCUGAGAUUUUUUACAAGUAUUUGUCAUCCUUUUACAAUAUGUUCAAAUAAUAAUGUUCUUGAUUGCUACAAAGUCACUUUUCUACGUGGAUUUUAUCUGCAAUUGACUUGCUUUGCUUAAAACUAUAUUGUUCGUCCAACAGACUCAGCUCAAAGCUGAGUCCAGCACAAAGUAAAAACAAAGAAUACAGCCAGAAAAAAGAAUUUUCAAGAGGAGUAGGCAAAAAGCCACACAUCAUUCACAUGUAAAACUAAAUAGACAAGAUAUUUAUCUCUUAAGUUUCUGAAUCAGCAUUAAAGGUGUUGCAGCUGCCAUGUUAUUUGUGUUUUUGAAAUUUUAUGUUCCAUUACCUGCCUUCCAUCCAGUAGUAUACAGCAGUUGUCAAAUGUUCAGAUUUCAGCUAUUUAUGUUUAAGUUGCAUAAUGAUUAUUAGAAAGAUAAAUUUGUUAUUUUUUCUUGUUUUUAAAUUCCUUCAACCACUUCUUUUAAAACUAGAUGUAAAAUCUAACUGCAGUUUUUAAAAAUAUGAUAUUAUAAUAUAUUUGCAAAUAUAUUUUAUAGUGAUUUGAAUCAAGGUACAAAUUGUCUGUGAUAUGUUGUUUCCAGUAUUUUAAAUAUUAGUAUAUGAUACUGCAGUCAGUUUGUGUUGAAAAGUGCACCAGAGUUUAUUGAACUUUACUUAUCCUGUUUUAUAUUUAAUAAACAUAAAACUGAUAAAACUCAUCUUUUGUUUUCAUGUUUUGCUAACAAUACCUUAAUUCCAGUUACCAA
This is a messenger RNA of Schistocerca cancellata (South American locust), 8056 nucleotides long. Its product is annotated as sodium-independent sulfate anion transporter-like. Gene Ontology annotation, molecular function: sulfate transmembrane transporter activity. Bases 10 to 1890 code for a protein of 626 amino acids. Gene Ontology annotation, biological process: transmembrane transport. The transcript has 12 exons. Lineage: Eukaryota; Metazoa; Arthropoda; Insecta; Orthoptera; Acrididae. The record is from RefSeq and is a predicted model, not a curated record. Gene Ontology annotation, cellular component: membrane.